This is a messenger RNA of Capra hircus (goat), 2915 nucleotides long. RefSeq names its product SMAD family member 7 (gene SMAD7). Gene Ontology annotation, molecular function: transcription regulator inhibitor activity; I-SMAD binding. Lineage: Eukaryota; Metazoa; Chordata; Mammalia; Artiodactyla; Bovidae. The coding region runs from base 180 to 1463 and encodes 427 amino acids. The record is from RefSeq and is a predicted model, not a curated record. Gene Ontology annotation, biological process: anatomical structure morphogenesis; cell differentiation; regulation of transcription by RNA polymerase II. The transcript has 4 exons. Gene Ontology annotation, cellular component: heteromeric SMAD protein complex.
GACUGGCGCAUGCCACGGAGCGCCCCUCGGGCCGCCGCCGCUCCUGCCAGGGCCCCUGCUGCUGCUGCUGUCGCCUGCGCCUGCUGCCCCAACUCGGCGCCCGACUUCUUCAUGGUGUGCGGAGGUCAUGUUCGCUCCUUAGCCGGCCAACGACUUUUCUCCUCGCCUCCUCGCCCCGCAUGUUCAGGACCAAACGAUCUGCGCUCGUCCGGCGUCUCUGGAGGAGCCGUGCGCCCGGCGGCGAGGACGAGGAGGAGGGCGCGGGGGGAGGCGGAGGAGGAGGCGAGCUGCGGGGAGAAGGGGCGACGGACGGCCGGGCGCAUGGGGCCGGCGGCGGCGGCGGCGCAGGCAGGGCUGUCUGCUGCCUGGGCAAGGCGGUGCGAGGUGCCAAAGGUCACCACCAUCCCCACCCCCCAGCCGCGGGCGCCGGCGCGGCCGGGGGUGGCGAGGCGGAUCUGAAAGCGCUCACGCACUCGGUGCUCAAGAAACUGAAGGAACGGCAGCUGGAGCUGCUGCUCCAGGCCGUGGAGUCCCGCGGCGGUACGCGCACCGCGUGCCUCUUGCUGCCCGGCCGCUUGGACUGCAGGCUGGGCCUGGGGGCGCCCGCCGGCUCACAGCCGGCGCAGCCGCCCUCCACCUACUCGCUCCCCCUCCUGCUGUGCAAAGUGUUCAGGUGGCCGGAUCUCAGGCAUUCCUCGGAAGUCAAGAGGCUGUGUUGCUGUGAAUCUUACGGGAAGAUCAACCCCGAGCUGGUGUGCUGCAACCCCCAUCACCUUAGCCGACUCUGCGAACUAGAGUCUCCCCCUCCUCCUUACUCCAGAUACCCGAUGGAUUUUCUCAAACCAACUGCAGACUGUCCAGAUGCUGUGCCUUCCUCCGCUGAAACAGGGGGAACGAAUUAUCUGGCCCCUGGGGGGCUUUCAGAUUCCCAACUUCUUCUGGAGCCUGGGGAUCGGUCACACUGGUGCGUGGUGGCAUACUGGGAGGAGAAGACGAGAGUGGGGAGGCUCUACUGUGUCCAGGAGCCCUCCCUGGACAUCUUCUAUGAUCUACCUCAGGGGAAUGGCUUUUGCCUCGGACAGCUCAAUUCGGACAACAAGAGUCAGCUGGUGCAGAAAGUACGGAGCAAAAUCGGCUGUGGCAUCCAGCUCACGCGGGAAGUGGACGGCGUGUGGGUGUACAACCGCAGCAGUUACCCCAUCUUCAUCAAGUCAGCCACACUGGACAACCCGGACUCCAGGACGCUGUUGGUACACAAAGUGUUCCCCGGUUUCUCCAUCAAGGCUUUUGACUACGAGAAGGCGUACAGCCUGCAGCGGCCCAACGACCACGAGUUCAUGCAGCAGCCGUGGACUGGCUUCACCGUGCAGAUCAGCUUCGUGAAGGGCUGGGGCCAGUGCUACACUCGCCAGUUCAUCAGCAGCUGCCCGUGCUGGCUGGAGGUCAUCUUCAACAGCCGGUAGCCACGCGGGGAGAGGGCAGAGCGGGGGCAGAGCGGGCCCAGUCCAAACUACUUUGCUGCUAAUAUUUCCCUCCUGAGUGCUUGCUUUUCAUGCAAACUCUUUGGUCAUUAUUCCCUCCCCCAAACCCCCCACCGCCUACCCUCCUUCUCGUCGUCCUUGUUUAUGUUGUUUUGUUCUUUGAGAAAUAGCUUAUGAAAAGAAUUCUUGGGGUUUGGAGGGGCGGAGAGUGGUAUGGUUGGCAGAACACUGCGAUACGAAAAAGGGGAAGCAAAAAAAUCAGCACCACCAUACACCGUGUAAAUGGGGAGCAGGCCCCACCCUUGGGGCCAUCACUACCCUUGUCGGGGCGGGGUGUGCGUGCGUCAGUGCGUCCGUGCGUGCACGUAUGUAGACGAGGGAAAGUGGUGUGCUCUGUUUCCUAUGCGUGUUGCCUGCUGAGAGGUUUGUGUCUCCUUUGCCCUUUGGACAGGCUCAGUGGGGCAGCGGGUGUCCCAGCAGAAGGCUCUGUCCCCAGAGCCUGGGGAAGCCCCCACCCCGCUUCGCCCCUUCUCGGACAUUGGCCUGUCCGAAGGCUUCUCCGAAGCCGCCCCACCAGAGGCCGGACCAGAACCCGUUUCCCCCUGCUGCCUCACUCCCCUCUGGCCACCUCGCUGCCAUCGUCAUAGCUGUCUGUCUCGGCCAUCUGCUCCUGGACAUCUCUGGGAUGGGCUUCCCAAGGGUUGCCGGGGCAGCCCCGUCACAGUAUUGCUCACCCAGCGCCCUCUCAGGCCCCUCCGCCUCUCCCCUGCCCUGGUUACAUCAGGUUUUUCCUGGACUCACAAAGCCAGCUCAGCACUUUCCUCCCCUCCGCAGCCUGUGUUGAGCUCCGCUGUUAGACCAGCGAGGGGAGCAGCCCUCUACCCCCCACCCCCUACCCCUUCCCACCAAGAAGGAGUCGGUCCAUCUUAACCCAAGGUACCAUCCUGAGCUGACACCUAACCCUAUCAUUUCUUCUACAACUCAUACACUCGUAUGAUACGUUGACACUGCUCUUAGCUCAAUGAGCAUGUUUAGACUUUAACAUAAGCUAUUUUUCUAACUACAAAGGUUUAAAUGAACAAGAGAAGCAUUCUCAUUGGAAAUUUAGCAUUGUAGUGCUUUGAGAGAGAAAGGACUCCUGAAAAAAAAAAACCCUGAGAUUUAUUAAAGAAAAAAUGUAUUUUAUGUUAUAUAUAAAUAUAUUAUUACUUGUAAAUAUAAAGACGUUUUAUAAGCAUCAUUAUUUAUGUAUUGUGCAAUGUGUAUAAACAAAAUAAAGAAAAGAUGCACUUUGCUUUAAUAUAAAUGCAAAUAACAAAUGCCAAAUUAAAAAAAGAUGAACACAAGAUUGGUGUUUUUUUCUAUGGGUGUUAUCACCUGGCUGAAUGUUUUUCUAAAGGAGUUUAUGUUCCAUUAAACAGUUUUUAAAAUGUA